UGUGUGAGUACUAUUAUGACGUCACAGUAGUUCUGACGUGUGCGUCGAUAAGUCGACCAAAACAAAACCGAGAAAAACAAUAAAAAUGGCAUCAAAUUUGGAGCAGAUGUCAGUACUGAAGAGAGUUCCUUUUCCUGGGCACAUGAUUAAACCAAGGUGGAAGUAUUUGAACGGAACAUCGCUUUCUGAACUUCAAGUGAAAACGUAUUUAAUUCAACAUCCAAAAGUCUUUGAAAACUUUGUGCUGGAAUCCGUCUCGGAAUCAAAACUGGAAGAACUGUUACAAAUGAAAAGAGACCGUCCUUGCAUUACAGCUAUUGGUGAACAGUCCAUUGCUUUACAGUCACUUUAUCUCAAGGACCGAGUCAAAGAAAUAGCAGAGGUUUUAACCACCAGUUACAACGAAAAGGAUCAACAAAGACGCAUGGUUGAAACAACACACGUUUUAGGACGCGCCAUAAAUGCCAAUGAUUUUGCGUUUUACGUGCCAACACAUAAUGAAACCAUGCUGUCUCUGUACCAUGAUGGAGAAUUGGUACCGUGCGGCCCCGUGGGUAAAAAUCUGACUGUUGCCGCUCACGCUGUGUCGGAAAAGAAGACCAUAGUUGUUCGAGAUUUGCAAAUGGACCCAAGAUUUCCAAAAGGCAUUAGUCCAAAGGGAAUGAAAGACUGCAGUGUUUUGUGUGUUCCAGUGGUACUCCCUAGCGCAGACACAGUUGGCGUGAUGGAGUUCACGAGGGAUCAGUUAAAACAACCUUUCUCUGAUACUGAUGUGCAAGUCACCAAUGCAGUAGUUUCAUGGAUGGCGGCUUGUAUACAUGAAAACGGCCUCAAAAGAAUUCUAGACACGCAACAUGAACUCAACGAAUUCCUACUAGAAAUAACCAAAGGGCUAUUCAAGGAGAUAACAUGUGUUGACAAAGUUGCUAAAACCAUUCUUCAUUUCACAAAGGAUCUUUUAGAUGCCGAUCGGUGUUCUAUGUAUGUAAUUGAUGAGGAACAGUCGAAGUCGUAUGUAGCUUAUGAAGAUACUGGCACAAAGGAUGCAGAUGGAGAGGAAGUGUAUAAGAAAAGGAAAGUCCAUGAUCUACAAAGCGAAGAUAAAAUUGCUUGGGAGGUUAUCGAGAAAGGAAAGGUUAUUAACAUAUACAAUGCGUACGAUGACGAAAGGUUUGAGAAAGAAACAGACAAACAGUCUAGAUACCAUACUAAACACAUUCUUUGUAUGCCCAUUCAUCACAAGGACCAAGUUUUUGGCGUCACCAAAAUCAUCAAUUGUCUUCACCACGACCAUUUCACAAAGGCAGACGAGGAAUAUUUCAACCUCUUUUCCGAUUAUUGUGCUUUGGCUCUACAUUACAGCAGAAUUUAUAGUUUACUGUACCAGCAACAAAACAUUUACAAAGUGGCGGUUGAUGUUUUGCAGUAUCACAUUGUUUGUGCAGAGGACGAGGUGUUAUCACUCCAGCGAAAACCUUACAUCGAAAACGAGGCUAUUCCAGACAAUUUUAACUCUAUAGAUUUCUAUGCCUAUCACCACGUAGAAAGUCUUCCUCGGCUCUUCAUUUACAUAACUUCUGAUCUUUUUGGGAAAGAUACGUUUGAGAUGGAGAAACUAUGCCGGUUUAUCCUCACGGUCCGAAAGAACUAUCGUCCUGUCACAUAUCACAACUGGGAACACGGGUUUCAUGUAGCGCAUGCGCUUUGGCAGAUGAUUAAAGCAAACGAAGACAUCUUUACAAAAUUCGAAAAAAUGGCCCUGAUAAUUGGUGGUAUAUGCCACGACCUCGAUCAUAGAGGUUAUAACAAUGAUUUCUUUCAAAAGCUAAAUCUUCCUUUGGCAUCUUUAUAUUCCACAUCUGUAAUGGAACAACAUCAUUACAAGCAGACCAUAACCAUUCUCCAUACCGAGGGGCAAGAUAUUUUCUCGUUUCUAAAUGGACCACAAUACAAGGAAAUGUUGGAACUUCUUCGCAAUCAUAUCAUUGCAACAGAUCUAGCCUUGUAUUUCACUAAUCAGAAGGAAGCAAGCAAACGUCUGGAGGAGGGAACUUUUGAUAUGAGUGACCCAACCGCUCGGGCAUGUUGUGAAGCCCUUAUGAUGACCGCUGCUGAUCUUUGUGCUGUGGCAAAACCCUGGGACACACAGAUAGAAACAGUAGACAGGCUGUAUAACGAGUUCUAUCAACAAGGAGAUGAAGAAAAGAAGCAAGGGUUGACUCCGAUUCCCAUGAUGGAUCGUGAAAACAGUAAAGAUCAACCAAAGCAACAAAUCGGGUUCAUCAACUUUAUUUGUAUGCCAUUGUACAAUACAUUGUCAAAGAUCAUAAAUGGUGUUGAACCUUACGUUGAGGGAUGCUUGGUGAACAAAGAAAAGUGGGCAGAGAAAUGUGAACAAGGAUGCUGAAUAAAAUCAAACUGUAUACAUCAAUUCUGAAUUAGAUAUUGUUUUUGUUUUAUCUCUUUUCCUUUAAACUGAA
Messenger RNA from Saccostrea cuccullata (small rock oyster), 2480 nucleotides. Its product is annotated as cAMP and cAMP-inhibited cGMP 3',5'-cyclic phosphodiesterase 10A-like. NCBI's taxonomy places the organism in Eukaryota, Metazoa, Mollusca, Bivalvia, Ostreida, Ostreidae. Gene Ontology annotation, molecular function: 3',5'-cGMP-stimulated cyclic-nucleotide phosphodiesterase activity; protein binding. Gene Ontology annotation, biological process: signal transduction; negative regulation of receptor guanylyl cyclase signaling pathway. The transcript has 3 exons. The coding region runs from base 86 to 2407 and encodes 773 amino acids. The record is from RefSeq and is a predicted model, not a curated record.